AUAGUGCUGAUCUAAACUGAAUAGCUUUCUUCUGUUUGAACAGCAUUUAUAAAUGAGAGGUUACUGUAUGUCAAUGGACAAACAUCUGCUACUACUACGCUGCUUACUACGACUGAGGCCACUGAUCUAAACACCACUACAUCUGCUCCUAUGACCACCGUACCAAAUACUACAGAAACAACUACCAGCCCUAUUACCACUACUACCAAUCCUACUACCACCCCUGUUAUCACUACAACCACCCCUACUACCACCCCUGUUAUCACUACUACCACCCCUAUUACCACUACUACCACCCCUACUGCCACCCCUGUUAUUACUACUACCACCCCUAUUACCACUACUACCAUUCCUGCUACUACCUCUGUUAUCACUACUACCAACCCUAUUACCACUACUAUUAAUCCUACAACCACCCCUACUAUCACUACUGCCACUGUUAUUACCACUACUACCAUCCCUAUUACCACUACUACCACCCCUACUGCCACCCCUGUUAUUACUACUACCACCCCUAUUACCACUACUACCAGUCCUACUACCACGCCUGUUAUCACUACUACCACCCCUAUUACCACUACUACCAAUCCUACUACCACCUCUGUUAUCACUACUACCACCCCUACUGCCACCCCUAUUACCACUACUACCAAUCCUAUUACCACUACUACCAGUCCUACUACCACCCCUGUCAUCACUACUACCACCCCCACUACCACUAAUACCAUUCCUACUACCACUCCUGUUAUCACUACUACCACCCCUAUUACCACUACUACCAUUCCUGCUACUACCUCUGUUAUCACUACUACCAACCCUAUUACCACUACUACCAUCACUACUACCACACCUACUGACAAUACUACCACCCCUACUACCACCCUUGUUAUCACUACUACCACCCCUAUUAUCACUACUACCAUUCCUACUACCACCCCUGUUAUCACUACUACCAUCUCUACUACCACCACCCCUACUACCACUACAACAACCCCUACUAGCAACCCUACUACCACGACUACCAGUCCUACUACCACCCCUGUUAUCACCAGUACCAUCACAACUAGCAACCCUACUACCAGUCCUUCUACCACCCCUGUUAUCACUAGUACCAUCACAACUAGCACCCCUACUACCACUACUACCAGUCCUACUACCACCCCUGUUAUCACUGCUACCAUCACUACUACCACCCCUACUACCACCCCUGUUAUCACUACUAGCACCCCUACUACCACUACUACCAGUCCUACUACCACCCCUCUUAUCACUACUACCAUCACUACUACCACCCCUACCACCACCCCUGUUAUCACUACUAGCACCCCUACUACCACUACUACCAGUCCUACUACCACCCCUAUUACCACUACUACCACCACAUUAAGUGCUAUGACCACCAGAUCAACCAUAACUACCACUUCAACCACUUCAUCAACAUCAACUACCGUCCCUAACCCGCUUUUGACCACUUCUCAACCUACAGGUAAUACCUGUCCAGAGGAAACACUCAACGGUUUGACCUUCCCACUCACUGUGAUUGGUCAGACUAGCUAUUCAACACAGCUUUGCUCUCCAGGAACAGCCAGUGGUAUGUAGUAUUGCAAA
This is a messenger RNA of Cyprinus carpio (common carp), 1608 nucleotides long. RefSeq names its product mucin-2-like. NCBI's taxonomy places the organism in Eukaryota, Metazoa, Chordata, Actinopteri, Cypriniformes, Cyprinidae. Bases 151 to 1599 code for a protein of 482 amino acids. The record is from RefSeq and is a predicted model, not a curated record. The transcript is spliced from 2 exons.